AGAAAACUUAAACGGGAAGAAAAUAAUCAAGUAAAGAUGUUAUAUUAGAACCAUAAAUGCUUGUGAUAGAAGUAAGGACAUUGUCUACUCUUUCUAUGUUUGGGUUUGCCGCGAUGAAAGCGAAAAGAAAAGCAAUGUGUACAGGCUUUCUUCUGGCUUUUAUUUUGGGAGUUUUAGAGGCCCAUAUUAUAGUCAACCCACCGGACCCGUGGUAUGACGGAUACAUGACAUGUCGACAGAACAAUAUGGCCAUGCUGAGCUGGCGGAUGUGGAGGGAUGGAACACGUAACAUUAAUGUUACAUAUCCCGUUUGGCUCUAUGGCUUCGAAGCAAAGGUCCGAAACACAGUUAAAAUCUUCACGUUCGACCAAUUACAGAACAAUAUGACCGCCUCUGUUCGUUGUGUGCGCGGAAACACGUUUGAUGAAUACUAUCAAAGUUUUAACUUUGAGCAAGCACUAUCACUUUGUCAGAAUAAUAGCAGUGGAUAUCAUAUGGAAUUGCUGUCUGUGAACCACACUAACCUUCACAAGUUUCCAAUAAGCUCGGAUAUAAUUAAUUUCGCGUUUUGGACAAAAGGUCUGGAAGUCGGAACAUUUCUUAACUCGGAAAACCUAACAACACGUUGUUUUCUUCUCAACGCAGAUGGCGCAUUGCGAAAAGACAACUGUACAGAAAGCUAUGCGUCCAUUUGUGUUAACGCAAUUGUUCGCGACACUAUACAAUACAACGGACAAUUAUCAAAUGUGCCACACUACGAUCCGACAUCAACGAGCAAACCCGUGACAUUAUCAGCGGCUACCUCAGAGUUUGUGACGUCACAAGUUUCCACAGCAACUAAUGAGGCGUCAACAUCUCAAUCGCCGGAAUCAAAAUCAACUGCCUCAUCGACUACGGAAUCGUUGAAAUUUGUGUACAUCGGCAUUGUGCUCGGCUUCUUUGUGUUGGUUGUCAUCACUGCAGCAGUUAUUGUCAUCAUAACAAAGAAAAGACGCAGGAGGCGUAAUACACCCAGCUAUCCGAUGACAGACCCCCAGCACAUGACGCAAGGCGUUCCCUCUCAGAUAGAUGCUGGGAGAGAGUAUGAAACACUGGCAGACCGUGGUCUGAUGGGAAGCGAUUAUGAUCGCAUAGCAGACCGUUAUGUGCAUUCAACCGAGUAUGAUGAUGCAGAGAAUAUCACAAAUACGAGCCUUCAGUCUGACGUCCCACAAUACAGGGCACAACUAGCAGGAAGGACGAUGGUUACCUAAAACCAAUGACUGAAAAGCUGUCAAGGGACAUAUCAAUACCACUGAAACCAAAGGACUCGCCGUAGCCGUUACGUUAAACGAGUGUCACUUGCAACAUAACACCAGUUCCAACAGAGUUUUCAAUGGGUAUACAUGCACCGCUUAAAAAAAGACAAGCGAUUGUCCCUUCGCACAAAAUAUCAAGGGCAUCAUAGUUUUCUACCCAAAUGCAUGCAUCCUUGUAAAGUUGGGAGGAAUAGUUUAUAUUGUAAUAGAUGAAAAAAACAACAUUUUACUUAUUUACAUUCGCAUAUAUAAAUCAUGUAUCACAAUAAUAAUACCAAAUUAAAAUUGAGUUUUUAGUUUUAAAAACAAGUUUUGAAAAUUUGUAUUCUCUCAAACAGGAAUCUGUUCCUUGAUGUUUGCGACUAAUUUUGUGUGCGUGUUUUUCCUUAAAGGGGCCAUUUCACGUUUUGCUAAAUUGACAACAUUAAAAAAUGUUGUUUCAGAUUCGCACAUUUUCGUUUUUGUUAUGAUAUUUUUGAAGAAACAGUAAUACUUAACAUUAACCAUGCUCUAAAAUACCAAUUUUAUGCAUCUUUUUACGAUGUAAAAAUCUGAAAAUUAUAAAGCAUUGCAACGCGAAAUGUUCUGUUGUUGUCGUUAUAUUUUGUAAAACUACGAGGAUUGCUUAUGUAAAGUAUAAAAUACCUCCCUCAUUGUAUGAGCACGGAGGGCCGUGUCGUCUAAGUGGUAGGCUUUUACUCCAGGACUCCAGGGGUCAGUGGUUCGAGCCCAGUUGAGGGUUACUUAUAUUUUUGUCUUUUUUUUGUCUUUUUUUUCUCUUUUUUUUAACUGGAGCUUUUUAGAUCCAAUGUUUACAUUUAUCAAUACAAAGCAUUUAAUGACAAACUUCAAUACAUGCAAAAAUCCGUGAAAAGGCCCCUUUAAUAUCCCAACAGGAUAUUCUAACAAUAAUUUAUGUAUUUGACGCUUCCCUUUCGUGAUGUGAAUUAUGCUUAUAUUGUGUAUUCUUGAUAUACAAUAACGCUGUACAAUGUGUAUGUAUUUUGAUGUAUUGCUUACGUUUAUCGCAAUGACAUGCGGCAAAAUACUUAAAGUUUUAAUGACGAGUUCAGCUUACAGCCAUCACAAUAUGAAUUGAUUAAUUUCUUCAAUUGAAGGAAUGCCAUUUUAGCGCACUUGUUUGCUGAAUAAUGUAAACAAUCAUUUUAUACCGUUUUUUUAGGGUAACAGACUGUUGGCUUAUUACGGGCAAAAGCCCGCGUAGCUGGCGUUGACCACUUUAUACAUAUGGAAAUUUAAACAAACAAUAGACAUAGGGGAUGCAUCUAAAAAAAAAUAGCCACGCGACAUAUAUUUUCAAGAUGCGAUUUAUGACCUUAAAAAUUCAAAAACACUUUGACAUAUGCUAAAACACAUGUAAAUACAUACCUCAGGAAAAAAGUGUACAAAUGACAUCAUAAUGGUGAAAAUACUAAAUAUUCUCGCAUUAUAUGUUUUUCUCCGCUACAUAUAGACCGUUUCAGAAUUAAGUAAUUACCUUAUUAUCUCCCCUGAUUACUCAUAUUGUCCCAUGUUCUGCCCCCGUUGGUUUCCUUUUACCCGGCCUUCAGUGGGUAUGAGCCAUAGACUGUUUCACUAGAUAAAGUGACAGUUUUACCAAACACAAUUUUGGUAAACAUAAUCCGUCUAAAAUGUAUUGCCUAGAUCUCCGAUUUCUUUCGAAUUUAUUUGCUUUUAUCUUUUCGAUAGAUUAUUGUUAUUAUUAUCCUAACAAAUCUCAAACGCUUGUUUAAACAAAUUAUUUGUUUAUAACUUUAUAGUCGGCAUCUGUAUUAUCGCAGUAUUCUCGCGGUAUUUCAAUAACGACACCCUACUGUUUACUUGUCAGAAUUCUUGACGCAUUUACCAUUCACUCUGAAAGCAGUUUUGCCUGUGAUCAUGAGCAAUACUAGGGUAAGUUGCGGUUGUAAUCCACGAGGAACACGUUUAUUCACCAAAUUUAACGUUAUUUCGAUUGAACUGUUCAGUAUUUUAGCUAAUUUUAACUGGUUGACGAUGCUGCGAAGCAGCUUGUCUAAGUUAUCAUACCAUGAAACAAUUCUUCACAAUGGCGACCAUUGUAAAAGACCGAGCCAGUCCGAUUGAGAUAGCUCGAUUUUUCUAAUAGGCAUACCUCGCUUAUUAUCAUUUAUAAAGGUAAAGGAAGCUCAGCUAUAAAUAGGACAUAUUCUGGGAAAACGAUUUAAUAAUAGUUUGAAAACGUUUAUUUUCAAUCAGUAAUAUUCAAUCAAUUAUAUGUGUAUAGAUCAAUUAAACAACUAUGCAUUGUCUGUAUUGUAUUUGACAUUUGUCGUGAUUCUGAAAAUAAAUUGCGAAUGAAAACGUGUAUAAUUUACGUUUAAUGCGAUCAUGAGUGUACAGAAAACGAAUUAUUUCGAACCUGCCAUUUGUAAACGAUAUAGCGAGGAUGGUAUAUAAAUAGCAUAAUAGCCGUACGACAUCUAUGAAACUCGCUCUUCUGCGUGCUCUCUCAUUUUGCAUAUUUAAUAAACUUUUAAAACAGAAAUUACAGAGCCACAUCAGUGUACAUACUAUGCUUGAUAAUUCAUUCGUUUGUUGGAUAUUGUUUGCUGUUUUAAACACAUAUUAGGUCAUAUCGUGGAGAUUGAGUUAACCUUACCAUGUGUUCAUGGGCGAACUCACGUAUUCAAGUCGUAUUCGACUAUGUGCUCAUACGUACUUUUGGGAAUCAUCAUGAAAUUAUUGCCGCACUUAACAAACAAACAUGCAUAAGCUUAUUGAAUUAGAAAAAAAAACAAUAAUCAAAAGAGAAAAAUUAUAUGUUCAUGCACAUGGGCAUGUGUAAUCACGUCCGUACACAAAACAUCAUAAGCUUAGGAAAGGAAACAACGAAUAUAAUGUAAUAUUAUGUAAAUAUAUAGUUUGGUAUGAUGAACAUGUGAAAAAAAAGGGCAUGGUAUAAUUAAAUAGCAUGUCAAGUUUUGAAUAUAUCUGCUACGUAACGUAAUGUUAUAACCCACAAACGUUUUACUGUAACAUAACGUUUUUUUAAUAUAAGUGGUACAGAAAAUACACGUCGAAUAUCUGUUUAAAGAUAUUUCUUGUUAUAUUUGAUCGAGAAUGUAACCCGCCUCCCAGUUUCGCUGAAUGUGUCAAGUUUCCCACGGGUACU
This is a messenger RNA of Dreissena polymorpha, 4452 nucleotides long. RefSeq lists its product as uncharacterized. Lineage: Eukaryota; Metazoa; Mollusca; Bivalvia; Myida; Dreissenidae. The record is from RefSeq and is a predicted model, not a curated record. The coding region runs from base 57 to 1253 and encodes 398 amino acids. The transcript has 9 exons.